Molecule: messenger RNA, 3678 nt
Organism: Tetrahymena thermophila SB210
Lineage: Eukaryota; Ciliophora; Oligohymenophorea; Hymenostomatida; Tetrahymenidae
Product: phospholipid-translocating P-type ATPase, flippase family protein
Exons: 7
Biological process (GO): phospholipid translocation
Cellular component (GO): plasma membrane
Molecular function (GO): ATPase-coupled intramembrane lipid carrier activity; magnesium ion binding; ATP binding
Source: RefSeq, a predicted model, not a curated record
AUGGAAAAGCUUUCUUAAUAUUUAACUAAGAAGUUUAAUAAGAGAGCUGCUAAGUAAGAUUUAGUGAAUUAGCGUAAAAUAUAAUCAAACUAACCUACUGAAUUAUAUAUGGAUAAUGGGAUUUCUACAUCGAAAUAUACUCUUUUAACUUUCUUACCUUUAAACAUAAUGGAGCAAUUUAGCAAGCUAGCUAAUGUGUAUUUCUUAUUUAUAGGAUUUAUGUAGAUGAUAAAUACUAUUUCGAUCUCAGAAGGGCAACCAGUUAUUUACUUCCCUCUAUUGGUUGUAAUUGCUAUUUCUAUGGGUAAAGAUUGUUUAGAAGACCUUAAGAGGCAUAAAUCUGACUAGAGUGAAAAUAAUGAAGAAGUUGAAGUUUAUAGAAACGGAAGCUUUAUUAAAUGCCCUUCAAUGUCCAUUUAAGUGGGAGAAGUUUUAAGGGUAAGAAGAGGAGAACAUUUUCCUGCGGAUGUCCUCUGUAUUUACUCAACAGGUAAAAAAGGAGAAGCUUUCAUAGAAACAAAAAACCUCGAUGGAGAAACAAACCUUAAAAAAAAGAUAGCACCUAAAAUUUCAAACAAUUUAACAAUACAAGACUUCGCUUAAUAAUCCUUAACUUUUUAAUAUGAAGCACCAAAUCCUUAUUUGUAUAAAUUCAAUGGAACUAUUAGGAUAAAAGGAAAUCCAGAGGAGGUGUCAGUAAAUGACAGUAAUUUUAUUCUUCGUGGUUGUUCAUUAUAAAAUACUGAAAUGGUUUAUGGAUUAGUAUCUUACACUGGACAUGAAACAAAGAUCAUGCUUAAUUCAGUGAAAGCUCGUCCAAAGAAAUCUAAAGUAGAAGUUUAAAUGAAUGGCUUUAUUGGACUUAUAUUUUACAUAUAGAUCUUUAUUUGUUUCGCUACUGCUAUAAUAUCUGCUAUCUUAUCUGAUUAAAUAUUUAAUAGUGCUGGAUAUUUAUAAAUUUCUAAUAAUGAUGCAGACAAAAAUUUUAUGCUGAAUUUUUUAAUUAAAUGGGGAACUUGGAUUUUAAUUUUUACAAAUUUUGUUCCUAUUUCUCUUCUUGUCACUUUGGAAAUGGUCAAAUUCUUUUAAGGAAAGUUUAUAAGCAGUGAUAGAAAUACUAUGGUGAUAGACCCUGAAGAUCCAACCCACCCACAAGUUGCUAGUGUAAUGUCAUCUAAUCUUAAUGAAGAGCUUGGAUAAGUGUAGUAUAUUUUUUCUGAUAAAACAGGUACUUUAACUUCAAAUGUUAUGAAAUAUAAAUGCGUUUCUAUUAAUGGAAUAUCCUAUGGUGAAAACAGAGAUUUAACUGAUAAUGAUAUUAAACAAUUACCUUAAGUAAAAAAUGUUGAUUUUAGAGAUAGGAGUUUAUUCAAGUAGCUUGAAGACCCUAAGUCUUCAAAUUAUAGUUAUAUAUGUGAGUUUUUAACUAUGCUCGCUGUCUGUCAUUCAGUUAUCACUGAAGUUGAUUCUAAAACAUAAUUAAUUGAGUACAACGCUUCAUCCCCUGAUGAAUUAGCUUUACUCUACUUUGCUAAAUUUGCGGGAAUGGAAUUUACUGGAAUUGAUGAAGAAGAACAAAUGAGUGUUAAAUUCAAAGGAAAAAUAAAAAAGUUUUAACUACUCCAUGUUUUAGAAUUCAAUUCAACCAGAAAGCGUAUGAGUGUAAUUGUUAGAAAUGAGAAUAAUCAAAUAGUGCUAUACACCAAGGGUGCUGAUUCUAUUAUAUAAAAGAGGAUGGCUUAGUGCGAUGAAACAAUAGUUGAAAAAACAUGGGGUAAUCUCCAAAGGUAUGCUUAGCAAGGUUUGCGUACUUUACUUUGUGCAAAAAGAGUAAUCAAAUAAAAAGAAUACGAUGAAUGGAAUGCAUAGUAUCAAGUUGCAUGUGCAGCUCUUGAAGAAAGAGAUAAAAAAAUGGAAUCAUUACAAGAAGUUAUUGAAUAAAAUCUUGAAAUGUUAGGAGCAACUGCUAUUGAAGACAUGCUUUAAGAUUAAGUAGGUGAAACAAUAUCUGUAUUAAAAAGUACUGGAAUCAAAGUAUGGGUUCUUACUGGUGAUAAAGUUGAAACAGCUAUAAAUAUUGGAUAUUCUUGCAAAUUAUUGACAGAUGAUUAAGAACAGCUUGUUGUUGACGGGGAAACAGAAUAGUAAGUUUGUGAUUCUAUUGAAGAUGUUAGAAAAAAAAUAUUGGAGAUUAGAACAGAAGACGAAGAUUAAGCUCCUUACAAAAAAACUCCUAUUGCUUUAGUACUUACAGGAGAUAGUCUUAUACCUUGUAUGAAAAAUGACAAAUUAGUUAGUUAAGUCAUGGAAAUAUCAAAUGAAUGUGAUGUGGUUUUGGCAUGUAGAGUUUCUCCUAAAUAAAAGCAAGAAAUAGUAGCCAUGGUAAGGAAAGCUAAACCUAAUAUAACUACUCUUGCAAUAGGAGAUGGUGCAAACGAUGUAAAUAUGAUCACAGAGGCACAUGUAGGAAUAGGUAUUAGAGGAAAAGAGGGUCAUUAAGCUGCUCGUGCUAGUGAUUUUGCUAUUGGAGAAUUUAAAAUUUUAAGAAAUCUAUUACUUUUUCAUGGAAGAGAAUGCUAUAGGAGAAACACUGCACUGAUAUGCUAUAAUUUUUAUAAAAAUAUGUUACUAGUCAUUCCUCAAUUAUGGUAUGGUAUAAUAAAUGGAUUUUCAGGUACUUCUCUUUAUGAUCCCUAUCUAUAUCAGCUAUACAAUAUGUGUUACACCUCAAUCCCUAUUGUUUUAUAUGCCAUAUUUGAUGAGUAAUUUUCUUAGUAAGAAUUGAUUAAAAUGCCUAAAGAGUACGGAUAAGGCAUGAGAAGUUCUUUGUUUAACAAAAGAUAAUUCAUAUUAUGGCUAUUUAAUGGAUUUUGGCAGGCAGCUGUGUGUUGUUGGGUUAGUUACUUAGGGAUGGAACUGGUUUCAACCUCAAAUGGAAGAAUGUUCUUUUUUGCUUCUUCUGGUAAUGCAUCAUUUGGUGGCUCUGUUAUAAUAGGAAACUUAAAAAUACUAACAUUUAGCUAUACUCAUACUAUAAUGUCGUUAUUGUGUAUUUUUGGUAGCAUCAUCUUCUACUUAUCUAAUCACAUUAUUGUAAGUGUAGUUAGCGCUUAAUCUGAAUUAUGGCAAACUUUUUUUAUAUAAAUAAAAUCUCCUUCUUUCUGGUUAUCAAACAUGGUAAUCAUUACCUUAAUUAUGUCUAUUGAAUGGGCCAUUUCUUACUUUAAAUAUGGGUAGGUGUAUCCAGAAAAAUUUUAUCUUAUAAAAUAAAAACAAAUUUCAACUCCUGAUAAAUAAGCUCUAAUUGCUCCUACAUCUAAUUAAAAUACCAUUCCUAUAGAAAAUAAUAUUAUUAGUUAAAUUGCUACUCCUGCUCUGAAUACUCCAGACAUAACAACUUUACAAGAAAAAAACAUUGACAUUAAUUUCAAAGAGCAAAUAAGCAAUUAAAAACACAGCAUUAUCAUUUCAAUGAGUGAGAAAAUUCCUACGUCAAAAAAAAUAUCUAAAUAAAACAAAUAACAUGAUAUAUCUAAGAGUCAUUAUGUGGAGAGCAAUAAUCCUCCUAUAGUUGUUGCCCGUUCUGUUCGUCAUUAAUUAACCACAUAAUACACUGGAUAUGCGUUUUCAGAGAGUGAAAAAUUUACAGAAGCCAGAAAAAAUAACUAUUAAAAUUGA